This is a messenger RNA of Musa acuminata subsp. malaccensis (wild Malaysian banana), 537 nucleotides long. RefSeq lists its product as uncharacterized. NCBI's taxonomy places the organism in Eukaryota, Viridiplantae, Streptophyta, Magnoliopsida, Zingiberales, Musaceae. Gene Ontology annotation, molecular function: mRNA binding. The record is from RefSeq and is a predicted model, not a curated record. Gene Ontology annotation, cellular component: cytoplasm.
CGGAUCGCCUCGUCUCCCGUUCUACCUUUCUCUGCGUCUUGUCUUACCUUGUAUCGAUCAGGAGUUUGGGAGGAUGAGCAGGCGGCAAGGAGACUGGGACUGCAGGUCAUGCCAGCACCACAACUUCAGCUGGCGUGACUCGUGCCAGCAAUGUGGUAACCUGCGGCCGUCCACCGGCGACCUCUCCGACUAUGCUGGCCUCGGAAGGUCCUCGGUCGGCUUCAGCGUCCCCAGUUUUCGGCCCGGCGACUGGAACUGCUCCUGCGGUGGUCAUAACUUCGCGAGCCGGACGAGCUGCCACUCGUGUGGCACUUCCAAGGAUGACUCCGCCGUCAGCUUCAGCCGUGGGCUCGACAACGAUGACAUGCCGGGCUCAGGAGGCAUCGGCUUUGGUGGUGGCGGGUGGAAGUCCGGGGAUUGGUUGUGCACCAGGUCGGGCUGCAACCAGCAUAACUUCGCUAGCAGGAAGGAGUGCUAUCGAUGCAAGGCACCAAAGGGAUGCGGCACUUAAAUCAACCAAAAAGACCAGAGAGAGAG